AUGGAUCGCGCCAGGAGACGCGAGUUGCGAGAAAAGAACGAGUGCGCUUGGGAUGGCGAGAAAGACCUGUUUCCCGUCAGCAAGUCUCUCGACGCAACCCUGAAGAAAAACACGGCCUUUAUCAAGCGUUUGCGCACUGCAAUCUCUGCCGCGACCCUCAACACAUUCCUCCAGGAGAUCCGUACCGUCAGCCUGCAUAAAUACCUCUCUGAGAUAAUUGCGGCGUGCUAUGAAGGCCUCUGCAGGCUCAAAUCACCAGGAGAGGUCGAGGCCGGCGUGGAGAUUGUCAGUGCGUUGCACCAGAGAUUUGGCCCGGGGGAGUUUACCGAAUAUCUGGGAUGGCUGCUUGGGAAGGGCAUGGCCACUCCCGACAAGAGCUUUCUGAAGUCUCUUGCAUCCGAAGCCCGCGAGAAGGAGGAAAAAGAUCGUCUGGUUCGCCAACGGAUCCUUCUACGCGUCGUCACCGAGCUAUGGCUUGUUGGGGUCCUUCGAACACUUGACGAUGUUUCCCGUCCCGACGACGCCACCAAAGGUGCAGCUGGCAAGGUAUCAGAACUUAAGCUCCGCAGUACCUCAGCAAAAGGAGGUGGGGCCGAGCCGUUCCCGUUGGAGGUGUUGAAGGAUCUGCUUGGCCAUGACAGAGAGCACGCGAAUCUUCCUUUGCUGGUGGUUUUUGUGAAAACCUUUAGUUGGGACAUCUUGGGUGUCAAGGCAGCUGGUUCUGAUGGUCGCAAAACGGUCGAAGAAGAUGGCAUGACGAAGCUUGACAACGGCCCAGAGGAAGGCCGGGAGGACGACACCUCUACAUCGGUUGACGAUCCGCCGUUUACCACUCCCGAGCUGCAGGAGCGUUUCAAGAAUAUUCUCAAGCGAUACUUCGAGGAUGUCAAAGCCCACCUCACCCGCGACCAGAAAGCGAUCUUCAACCAGUCCCGUAGGAAUGCCGAGGCAUAUGUGAAGUCCGGAGAGGUCUUCGAAGACCGGCAGGCCAAUUUCGAGAAGCAAGUCAAGGCCCAAGAACGUUUAGUCGCCAAUGCCCACGUCAUUGCGGACGCCAUCGGAGCCGAGAUGCCUGAUCUCAAGGACACCGAUGACCCCUCCAACGCUGCAAACGGUUCCAUCGGCAUCGUAAGGGCCGGGGAGUACCUACGCGGUCAAGGAGAUGGUGCUGGGAUGUGGGCCGAUGAAGAAGAGCGCCGCUUCUACGAAAAUCUUGUUGACCUCAAGGGAAAGGUUCCUGGCAUACUUCUCGAGGAGGCCAAGAAAAAGAAGCCAGAAGCCGAUGAGCAAGUGGGCAAGAAAACUGAUCCCGCCGACACCGCUGAAGCACCCAAGUCUACAGAGGCGUCAUCUGAUGACCAAUCGACAGCUAUUGCCAACAAGACUAUUGGGGCCCAGGUCGAUGCUCUCCUCCUUCGGCUCCCAGACUUGACCAACAAGGACAUCAUCGACCAGACGGCCAUCGAUUUCUGCUUCCUUAACUCCAAAGCUUCCCGAAAUAGGCUUGUGAAGGCGUUGACCGAAGUCCCAAAAGGCCGCAGCGAUCUUCUUCCUUGCUGGUCAAGAUUGGUUGCGACCCUCGGCAAGUACAUGCCAGACAUCCCAAAGGGUCUCGUUGAUUAUCUCGACGCUGAGUUCCGCAGCCUGCAAAGGCGCAAGGAGAAGGACUUUCUUGGCCAGGUUCGGCUCAGCAACAUCCGAUAUCUUGCCGAGUUGACCAAGUUUGGCAUCGUCCCAGAACACGUCGUCUUCCACUGCCUGAAAGUCAGCCUCGACGACUUCUCCCGGAUGAACAUCGAGAUCAUCUGCAACCUGUUGGAGAACUGCGGCCGCUACUUGCUGCGCAACCCAGAGACCUCGCCACGCAUGGCAUCGUUCCUCGAGACCCUGCAGCGCAAGAAGUCCGUCCAGCACAUAGGCCAGUCCGAGCGAAUGCUUAUCGAGAAUGCCGUCUACUACGUUGAUCCACCGGAACGGCCAGCGAUUCAGCAGAAAGAAAGGACGCCUAUGGAGCUCUUCAUCGGCAAGCUGAUAUAUGCCGAUCUUACCAAGCGUAACUACAGCAAGAUUCUAAAGCAGAUACGCCGGCUUCACUGGGAAGAGAGAGAGGUGGUUGAUAUUCUUCACAAGGUCUUCUCCAAGCCGGGGAAGGUCAAAUAUGGCAAUGUCCAUCUCCUUGGCAUUCUCCUCAGCGCAUUGUAUCGGUACCAUAGCGAGUUCGUCGUUGGUGUCAUCGAUACACUGAUCGAGUCCAUUUGCUUCGGGCUCGAGCAGAACGAUUUCAAGUUCAACCAGAGGCGGAUCGCCGAGGUCAAAUACCUGGGAGAGCUCUAUAACUAUCGCAUGCUGGAACAUCCCGUCGUCUUUGAGACGAUGUACAAGGUCAUGACGUUUGGCUGGGGAGGACCCCCAACCCCGGCUCGCAUCAACCCAUUCGAUCUGCCGGAUGAUUACUUCCGUAUCCGCUUGAUCUCGACUAUCCUGGAAACAUGCGGGAUGUAUUUCAAUCGCGGCGCUGCUGGAAAGAAGCUCGACUACUUCCUCUCAUUCUUCCAGUACUACAUCCAUACCAAGAACCCCCUCCCAAUGGAUAUCGAGUUCAUCGUUCAGGACAUCUUUGCACUCACUAGGCCUCAGUGGAAGCUCGCCUCGAACUUCGAAGAGGCAUCCAAGGCAUUCCAACUGGCUGUCGCACAGGAUCAGAAGUCCUCUGGGAUUGACAAGUUGGGAGAUCUAGACGACGGGUCCAGCGGCGGAUCCUCAGAUGACGAAAACGCGGACGAACUGGCCCUUGUAGAGCCGGACGACGAUGAAGAAUCGGGGUCCGAGGACGCAGAUGGCGAGGAUCUCGAGCAUAACCAAUCUACCCGCGACAGCGAAUCCGAAGAUGAGGCUAUCGUCGUCACUAGGCAGGAGGAAGAAGUCGACCCCGAGGACGAAGCGGAAUUUGAGCGUGAGUAUGCAAAAAUGAUAGCUGAAAGCCUAGAGUCGCGGAAAUUCGACCGGAAGCAGCAAUUCGACCUCCCUCUGCCCCUGAGGACGAAAAUCCGCGAGCCGUCAACGUCAAACGAGGCUGGGGAAAGCACCACGGAUGGCAUGAGUGGCACAAUGGCCUUCUCGCUUCUUACCAAGAAGGGGAAUCGCCAACAGGCACGAACUGUCGAGUUGCCAUCUGACUCCAACUUCGCCAUUGCGAUGAAGCACCAGCAGCAGGCAGAGAAGGAAGAGCAGCAGCGGAUCAAAAACCUAGUGCUCAACUAUGAUCUUCGGGAAAACGAAGAUCAAGAUGGUGAAGCGAACUUUGCACCCCUUGCCCCUCGUAUUAAUAUUCACACUGUAUCCCGCCCAGGUCACGACAGAACGCCUCCUUCCUACCAUCACCCGCGCCCCGAUAAUAAGACGGGCAAAGAGCGUGGCGGGCAGCGUGUCCGCAAACUUCAACUCAGUGAUGUCGACUGGUAUGACAAACCCCUCAGGGACGAAGACAAGCCAAGCGAGCAUGUCGCAGAACCGGGUCCUUGUACUAGUGCUAGACGUGGUCGAGGACGGUCCUGCCGGGAGACUGGAGGACCCCUUGAGAUCCGACCUGAAAGCAAAGCAGGUGGGAAAGAGCAUGACUAGCAGCCGUCGCAUGCUCUCUCCUUCGGGCUCUUGGCAUCAACAGGGCCACUAGGACAGCGGAGCGUUCUGAUCGAGAAAGGCUUGACCCGCGUUCGUUUUUACUUUUUUUGCCCAAACAUGGCUGACGCUGGCCCCUCAACUGGCACCAUCACAGGACUUGACCACGGCAUACCCGAGCUAUGAGAUCGGUCUUCCGGCAUGAGCAACGAUCACGACGAUCGCCUGCAUGUCUUGCCGCUCACUUAUCAGUCGCCAUCCAGUUAUCGAGCGAGGCCCCAAGGCCGGGAUAGCAGUUGGAUUGACAGAGCCGCCAUUCGCCUGCUCGUUACCGAGACCGGGAAUGGGUCUUCCAGUGAGCAGCAACGGCUGUUACACUAGGCGGCAUUCCAGCCCGACUCCCAGAAGGAAUCGAGCGGCUCGGUCGAGUGCCCGGCAGGGAUAGUUGGGACGGUUUUGCUAGCACAUCC
This is a messenger RNA of Phialemonium atrogriseum, 4088 nucleotides long. Its product is annotated as MIF4G domain-containing protein. Gene Ontology annotation, biological process: nuclear-transcribed mRNA catabolic process, nonsense-mediated decay. Lineage: Eukaryota; Fungi; Ascomycota; Sordariomycetes; Cephalothecales; Cephalothecaceae. The transcript is spliced from 7 exons. Gene Ontology annotation, molecular function: protein binding; RNA binding. Gene Ontology annotation, cellular component: exon-exon junction complex; cytoplasm. The record is from RefSeq and is a predicted model, not a curated record. The coding region runs from base 1 to 3621 and encodes 1206 amino acids.